ACCGGGAGGAGACUUUACUGAGUUUUCCGUUAACUUCGCAGUGUGCCAACAUGGAGACCUUUCGGCAGUUUGAUCGAGAUCCAAAUCAUAAGAAUUGGUUAAAAGGCAUAAUGGUGUUAGAAGAUCUCCAAGACUGCCUCAAGCCUUUUAUUGAAGAUGAAACGGAAAAACUACACGAAGACCUGCGCAACAUCUGUGGCCCGCGUCAGUGUGACAACAACUGCAAUCCAAAAUACCAAGGUCCAAAUCAGAAUCCUGUUUUUAAUUGUGAUGUGUGUCCCAACUGGAGAAAGGAAAUACAGAACAAACAUAAGAGUGGAAAGCUGAUGUGGAAGAACAGUGAAGCCCACGAGUGGUCCAGAGAUAAAUGGGCCGUGUCUAAGGUGUACAUGCCAGAUGGUCAUAAGAAGCAUAAUUCAAUUGAUGACUUUGACAUUCAUUCCUUUCUGACUCUCAUCAAUCAAUGCAAGAACUUUCAAAGAUUUGAGCUCGGUGAAUUGUGCAACAAGGUUCUCAACGUCCGAAACCGUAUGAUGCAUUCACCAAGGUACCAGCUGGACCAAGAGGAUUUGUUAGAUUUUCUGGAUCGUAUCAGAGAUCUGGGCGAUCAGCUGUCAAAAAAGAAUUCUGGUUUCAAAAAACUAGCUGAAGACAUCAAUGAGAUUCUGAAUCUUAACUUCAGAUUGGUAGAGACCGAGGAGCUUGAAAGGAUGGAGAAUGCAAUUUAUACUGCUGUUCAAUUGGCCAAUGAAUACCGUGAUAACCAGGACUCCCUCAACGAAGUGGUGGUGAAACUGGAGCAAUGCAUUUCUGAACGUGACAGUCAAAUACUUGUUCUUCGCCAAAGAAACAAAACCCAACAAAAGAAACAUGACUGGGAAAUACAGCGUUUGCAGUCUGCUCUUGUGCAUGAGACCACUGAACAUCGUAAUACCAAGGUGCAGCUGGAGAAUCUGCAUAGAGAACUGCAAGAAGAAAAGAAAAUGCGUUCGGAUGAGCAGAAGUACUGGCCUCGGUGGCGGGAAUUCACUUGGCGUAACUGGGAAAUCCAGAAUGAUCCUGUGAAGUCCUUGAUCAAAAAGGAAGAUCUGGCAGGUGGGCUGUUUGCAGUACUCGGCGGUCUGCUGCUUGCUCUCUUUGCAAUACUGAAGUAAUUCUUGAAAUUCCACAAAGUCUGCUUCUGGUUUAUUCUACUACUACACCUGAUCAGUAGAAAGUAACCAGGAGGGACAAAAUCAUAUAUUUGUGCCUUUAAAAACACAGCAGUAUCUUUUUAUAAGAUUUUCACAAAAAUGAAUUGUUCACUGAACCUACUCUUUACUGAUAUAUGAUGAUGUUGUUUCCUAGUACUAUCAUACAUCUAUCAUCACUUGACAUAAUAAUUUCAGUUUUAUUUUGUUUGGGCUAAUGGCCUGAUCCUGUUUCUUUUCGCUCUGCAAUAUUGCUUGUCAUGAAUAAGGCAUUUGUAAAGAUUGUUUAACUGUGUAAACACUUGAAUUGGCACCAAAUCAAGUCACAGAAGGUUAGAUGGCUCUGGUCUUGAGUAUGUUGGUAGGGGUCAUUGCAUAUUUAUCAGUCUGUUUUCUAAAACUCAUUGACCUCCAUCUUAUGAGUUUAUCCUAGACCGUUUUCAUACAGCCUAAAAAAAUCCAAUUUAGUCUGCACUACAUCCUGAUUGUGUAAUAAGGCAUUAUUUUAUUUUAUGCAACAAUAUAUAUUUUAUCAUGAGAAAAUAAAGAAACUAGUGCACACUGAUGCAUUUGCAGCCUUAAAUUGUACAAAAAACAGAAACAGAAUAAGUCUAAAAGGGACAUUCCAGUCAGCCAUGGAUGAAUACACCAUGGAUUAUGGAGACGGGGCCCCGUUCAUUCCUAUGAAAGUUGGUCAGUCAUUAAUGUUUGACUUCUGUGUAUAAAAAAUCCUGGAUCUUCUGUUGCUCUUCUGCAUCUAUGGGGCCCAUUGAGCAAGCACACAAGAUACUUCUGAUUUAGCACUUUGUCAAAUUGGCUUCAAAGCCCAGUGCUUCUCCUGGUGGCUUGGAUUUUACACAGCAGGAGUAGUACAAGGCAUUGGGAGCUGGCCUUUAAAUGCAUUAAUCACCUAGCGGGCCACCAGAGUCUCUGUGAUCUGUCCUGCCAGAGUCUCAUGUCCUGCGCUAACGUCACAUUUUAAGCUACUGAAAGUAUUUUUACACUAUCAUAAUCAUAGACUGUAUAAAAUAGAUCAUAAUAUAAAGUUAAUUUGCGUUGUGUUGCUGUUGCUCAGCAGAAUUUCUGUCACCCGUCAGUCAGUCAAAACGCCGUCCUUCACCUCUCCGUCCACGUGCAUUCACGCACUGAAUUUACAGAGCUGCCAUCCCCACUACUCCACUUCAAAACAUGACAGAGAAACGUGCCUACCUGUCUUUAUCAGUCCCGUCCCCACAUGAGCGCAUCGCUCUGUAUGUGUGUGUGCGCCCCAAACUAAAGACUAUCAACCUGUACAUGUCAGAGAUCCAAACACACUGCUGCAUUAUGCUGUUCGUAGGCUGUGAGCUAACAUUAGCUUUUAAAGUUGUUUUAAUCACACAAAACUGUGACUAGCUGUUUUGAAUUACUUCCUGUCGCUAAACGCAUGCAACUUUCAAAAUAAGAACACAGUGUGUUAACAGAAUCGACCACAUAAUUUACGAGAA
This is a messenger RNA of Centropristis striata (black sea bass), 2674 nucleotides long. RefSeq lists its product as uncharacterized. Bases 51 to 1154 code for a protein of 367 amino acids. The record is from RefSeq and is a predicted model, not a curated record. The transcript has 9 exons. NCBI's taxonomy places the organism in Eukaryota, Metazoa, Chordata, Actinopteri, Perciformes, Serranidae.